AUGUUGACUACAUCACCCGAUGGACGGCCUCCAGCUUGCUCGCCAACGAUAAUGCCAACAGUGUCUCCAUCUGUGGUGACGUCUCUUCCACCAUAUACAUUCAAGCCCACUGCAGUUUCUGAUGUUUGCAAUGAAGAUGAGGAAAUCAUCUCCUACUAUCAACAUGGGAAUAACAGGGCCCCACCUCAAGUGCCCAUUUAUGCUGUCGAAUUUGGAAUCGAUGGUUCUGAUAAGACAGUUUCUUUCAAGGUUUUCAAUCCAUUUCAAGACACUCAUGAUAUCUUUGCGCAUUAUGAGACUGUUGGAUUUGGAAGUAUGCAGUGCGGAAACAACAGGAAUAGUGACAGCAACUAUCAAAAUGAUGUUUCGGUGACUGCAAAAUGCAAUUCGAACUCUCAAGCAAUUGUGCACAUUUAUGCUGUAGGCAAAGAGGCCAGAAAUACCAAACGCAACGCCAGCAUGACAAGUGUUCCCGAGUGUUGUAUGGCCGAUGUUGACGACCAACUGCUUCCAGAAGACACUGUCAUUUGGACGUACGCAGUUAACUGUGAAUGCGAAAAGAAACAAGAAGAUUGUUUCUGCAAACCUUAG
This is a messenger RNA of Cylindrotheca closterium, 591 nucleotides long. The record is from the annotation of a GenBank genome assembly. NCBI's taxonomy places the organism in Eukaryota, Bacillariophyta, Bacillariophyceae, Bacillariales, Bacillariaceae.